Messenger RNA from Nannospalax galili (Upper Galilee mountains blind mole rat), 845 nucleotides. RefSeq names its product ER membrane protein complex subunit 9 (gene Emc9). Gene Ontology annotation, cellular component: EMC complex. The record is from RefSeq and is a predicted model, not a curated record. Lineage: Eukaryota; Metazoa; Chordata; Mammalia; Rodentia; Spalacidae. Bases 184 to 804 code for a protein of 206 amino acids. The transcript is spliced from 5 exons.
GCAGACGAGGCCUGCCCGGGAGAGGCCGGAGGAGGCGGAGCUCGGUAGCCGAGUCUUGACUGCUGGACCGCUGGCUUGGCUGCCGACGGAGGUCACAGGGCACCGGGCAAGGCCUAGCUCGUUGGCCGUGGUGGGGAAGCGGCACUGAUCGGGUUUGCUGCGCGCGGACAGGCGGGGCUCGCAAUGGGGGAGGUGGAGAUCUCCGCCCGGGCCUACGGGAAGAUGUGCCUGCACGCAGCUCGGUACCCGCACGCUGCGGUCAACGGGCUGCUGCUGGCCCCCACGCCGCGCUCCGGAGCGUGCCUCUGCCUCACUGACUGUGUGCCCCUCUUCCACAGCCACCUGGCGUUGUCCGUCAUGCUGGAGGUCGCGCUCAACCAGGUGGAUGUAUGGGGCGCACAGGCCGGUUUAGUGGUAGCCGGUUACUACCACGCCAAUGCAGCUUUGGAUGACCAGAGCCCUGGGCCCCUGGCCUUGAAAAUUGCUGGGCGAAUUGCAGAAUUCUUCCCUGAUGCAGUACUUAUUAUGUUGGAUAAUAAGAAACUGGUAACUCAGCCUCGUGUACCUCCAGUCAUCGUCCUGGAGAGCCAAGGUCCUCGCUGGGUACCCAAGGACAAGAACUUAGUGAUGUGGAGAGAUUGGGAAGAGUCACGGCAGAUGGUGGGAGCACUGUUGGAAGGCCGGGCCCACCAGCACCUUGUGGACUUUGACUGCCACCUUGAUGACAUUCGGCAGGACUGGACAAAUCAGCAGCUCAACACGCAAAUCACCCAAUGGGUUGGUCCCACGAAUGCAAAUGCCUGAGCCAGGAGGAUCAGAAUCCAAUAAAGAGAUAGGCUGGUGGG